GUCACUUCCGGAACCUUUAGCAUGUUACACAGGAAGUAAUCCUGAAUCAUCCCGGCGACCAGUUUAGAUCUACUCAGACUACAAAAUCGCUUUAUUCAUUACAUGUUAAGAUCAUUUCAAAUUGUCAUAUUCCUCGUUCAAAAUGCUGAUCAAAGUGAAGACUCUGACUGGAAAAGAAAUCGAAAUCGACAUUGAGCCCACAGACAAGGUGGAGCGAAUUAAAGAAAGGGUGGAAGAAAAAGAAGGCAUACCCCCUCAACAACAAAGACUCAUCUACAGUGGGAAACAGAUGAACGAUGAAAAGACGGCAGCAGACUACAAAAUCCAGGGAGGUUCGGUGCUCCAUCUGGUGUUGGCGCUAAGAGGGGGGGAAGCCUUUCACACGCCCGAUGUACUACCCACCUCAACAUGAAUGGCGCUUAACGCAAUGCCAGCUGUGUGCCAAUGCUCGAGGUGUCCCAACAUCAUUAAACUAUGUUACCAUAACAAGCAAAUCCCCCCUCCCACAUGCAAAAGCAAA
Molecule: messenger RNA, 520 nt
Organism: Syngnathus acus (greater pipefish)
Lineage: Eukaryota; Metazoa; Chordata; Actinopteri; Syngnathiformes; Syngnathidae
Gene: nedd8l
Product: NEDD8 ubiquitin like modifier, like
Exons: 4
Coding region: 143-412 (89 amino acids)
Biological process (GO): protein neddylation; modification-dependent protein catabolic process; regulation of proteolysis
Cellular component (GO): cytoplasm; nucleus
Molecular function (GO): protein tag activity; ubiquitin protein ligase binding
Source: RefSeq, a predicted model, not a curated record